GCAUCUGCAAAUAAACUGUACAGAGUACGCUUCCCCUUACACAACAGACAAGACAAGCUGGGUUUCAGUUUUUGUGUGAGAGGGCAGAAAGAACAUCAGCGUGGCCUGGAUUUUAGAAGCUGGAAGAGCAGUUCAACAUGGGCUAGCCCCAACUUUCCCAUACAGUUGAAGUGGACUGGAGAGAACGAGGAAGAGGAUGAGCGUUUACACACUCAAUCUUAAGUUGUUCUGGCCUCUGGUCAUUUGUAUCCUCACUGCUCUUCUGCUACUGCACCAAUUCAUCUUCAUCGGUUCAGAGGACCAAGGUAAUGAUUGUACUGACCAGGGACUUGCUGCUGUCUCACUGCUUAAAUACAUCUUGGCUUUUAUAUUAUGCUACUUCUUCAUUAAGUACUUCUCAACUCAGCCUAUCUCUGCUACGGGGGGUUUCCAAAAGCCCUCUGAGCUACACUCAAAAUCAGGAGUAUCUAAGAGAGAACUACUGGACGAUCACUAUGAGAAGCAUGUGCGUCUUUCCCCACAUGUUCUGGGACACAGUAAAGCCCAUGUUGCCAAGCUAGUGAGUGAACUUGUGAGGGUAGGGCGCACAGACGUCCCACCUGAGUCUUCCCUGGCCUUCCGGGGUGACUCCAUCCAGGUUGGGAGCUCAUAUGAGGAGCACAAAGUGGGCUCGCCGGAUUGCUUUGACAUCCUGGUGCCACUGCGGGCCCCUCGGGGGCUAAAACUGGAGACUAGUAUUUGCUCUGACAAACAUGGGGGGCCACCACUAUGCACGCUGAACACACCUCGCAAAGCAGAGUGGACACGCCGUCACAGAAGUUUCACUGACACAUUCAUGCACUUACACAAUGCACAAAGUGCUUUCAGGAUGAGUCCAAACUCUGUCCAGCGCUGGUUUUACACAGCCACCCAGCGUUGCCUUGCUACCGUGCGUUACCCGUUUGAGCAACGCUGCUCACUCAGUUUGUCUCUCAGUGAGGAGCAGCAGGUACUACUUCAUCUGACACCCCGCUCUGAUUAUGUCUGCUGCCACAUCUCCAUGGGCGUUCGGUUGAUCCCAGCCUUGCCUCUAGGUGACGGUGCCUUCUUGGUGGCAUCCCAACAUGCACAGCGAGGAGAGGACCUAUGGACAGUGUAUUUUCCCCGACAGGAGCAGAGACUGCUGGCAUGGCUAAAAGGCAGAUUGCCCUCCAGCUCUUGUCAUCUGAAGUGCCUUCAGCUUCUGAAAGAGGUGCGGAACCUUAGUGGGGAGACGCUGGACCAGCAGGCCAGAGCUGAAUGGGGAGGAGUCCUUUCUUCCUAUGCUCUCAAGACCGCAUGGCUUCGCCUGCUGCUCAGUACGCCCCAUGAGGCCUGGGAAGAGUGCAACCUCGUGGACAGACUGGAUGAUCUUCUUCGCAGUCUAAGGGACAGCCUACAGUCUCGGGCUCUCAGCCAUCUACUCCUCGGUGGUGAUAAUGGGCUUCUGCCUGACUCAGUGGCCCUGCCUAAGCUCAUGAAGGAAACGAUACCCUCCAACCUUUGGAAUGAAUUCAGUGAUGUCACCCUUGAUAUGGUCUCCGCCCGACUGGCCUACGCCUGGAACCACCUCCCUCGCCUUAUUCGACUUGGACGACCACAGAGGACCAGCUUGGGCAGAGGUGUUCACUGCAAAUAUAUAGAUACAGAGUAAAGGUUCAUUAUAAAUGGUAUUGCUGAACACACAGCCAUGGGUUGCAACAUCUAGUUGUUUAUACAACCUGACAUUAAUUUCUGCUAACAUAAUUCACUGUUUUUUAAAAGUGUACCAAAAAGUAGCAGUCAACCCAAAGAUCUGAGUAUCAUAAAGUAAUACAAUUCAAAGCACAAGAUUACAGCAUAAUAUAAAAUAUUCAAAAGGUACAACAAUACUUGUAUAAAAUGUGUUUUGGAACAACUUAGGAGUGUUUCAAUUACAGAACUUAUUUCAAAAAGCCUGAAUGCUGCUUAGACUUCACUUUUUUUUUUGUUGAUUUCUGCUUUUGCAAAUUUAGUUACCAUUCCAAGAGAAGCAUUUUGUUAAGACUUAGCCUAUUACCUGUUUUAAAGACGAGUAUGAUAUAAGUAUAGACUGUAGUUUGCAUCUGAGAGCUGUUUGGCUUUUAUUGAUUCAGGGAGACCAUGAUGUCAUGGUUCUGGAGUAGACAUAGUCUGUGGGUAACAAGCAUUUUUUCCACACUCCCCACAGCAUUAGUAAUGCCAGGCUUAACAUCCUGUUUUGGAGGAAAAAAGUGGAGUGAGACCACUUAUUUGUAAAGUAACUUUCCCAUUUCAUACAUAAAAUCAAUCAAAUGAAAUAAUUAACAAUAACUGUAACAAUUACAUUAUUGCUUAAUUGAUACUUUGUGUUCCAUGGAUGAGUCGAAUUGUAAGCGUUUUAGUCCACCUCAGUUAAAUUCCCUCAGUUUAUUAUUUUUCCUGCUUGACAUCUCAUCUAUCAACACAGACCUGUUCUUACACAAAGUGUUCACAUAGCAUGGCCAUUUAUGUUAUACAGAUCUGAUACAGUGAAUAGCAAAGGGAGGCCCAGGUUCUAAUUCCUUGGUUUAGUGUCAUCAACCUCACAGGGAAAUGUUUGUGGAACUUAAGCAACAGACUCUGAGGCUUCUUCUUGUUUUUGCUUAAAACCAGAACAGAAAAUGAAAUAAGGAAAUAAAACAGGAAAUUCUCAGAAAACAAGUCUUAAAUGUAGUCCAAAGCAAGCAAUAUAAAGCUGUUUGGAUGUAAAUUUGAUUGUAAAAUACAUUGUACUUUAUGUACAUAUAAAAGCAAAAGGAGAGCAAUUAUGUACAUAAAGUAAAUAUAAUUUAUACAUGUAUUUCAAUACAUGAAUUGAAAGAAAUAUAUAUUUUGGACUGCACAAGGUUUUAUUGUAUAUUUGUCCUUUGUCAAAAUAAAAGUGAUUUUGGAAUGAAACAGCUGGUUGCUAUGUAUUUAUUUUUUAAACAAAGUAGCAUGUUCAGGGAUAAAAAUUGACUGGUCUUUAAUUCGUGUAUGAAUAUAAUACUUGAAUAUGUCAUAACAGUAUUCACCUUACACCAUUGUGGCAGGGCAGAGGGCUUAAUUAUCAGGCUAAUUAAGCCUCUGAGAGGGAUAAAGGCCGAUGGCAGACGGUGGUGCGACGAGAGAGAUAGUUUACGGACGUGUGUGUGUGUGUGUGUGUGUGUGUGUGUGUGUGUGUGUGUGUGUGUGUGUGUGUGUGCGCGUGUUUUUGUGAUUUACGAGGACAAUUUUGUAAGUUACAAAUUAGUAAUUACAAGGGUAUUAUGCUAUAAAUGUGAUUUAUGAGGACAUUUCUAGUGUCCCCAUAAUUCAAAUCGCUUAAAAAUCAUACUAAACAAUGUUUUAUUGAAAAUGUAAAAAUGCAGAAAGUUUUCUGUGAUGAUUAGGUUUAGGGGUUGUGUUAGGUUUAGAGGAUAGAAUCUAUAGUUUGUACAGUAUAAAAGUCAUUAUGUCUAUGGAAAGUCCUCAUAAUGAUAGGUAGACCAACAUGUGUGUGUGUGUGUGUGUGUGUGUGUGUGUGCGCGUGCGUGCGUGCGUGCGUGUGUGUGCGUGUGCUCGCACGUGUGUGUGCGUGUGUGUUGGUGUGUGUGUGUUGUUUUAAAUUUAUCAUUAAAAAUAUUAUUUAUAUUGCCAAGCCGGUUCUCGCCUCCUCCUUUCCAUUGAAAGUCUUUACAACCAUCUAUAGCUAUCUGAGUAUCUUUGUACUUUUAAGGCCAGAAAUAGGGACAUAGAAAAUUAACAACAAAAUCAGAUUUGUACUGCAAACAAGAACAGAAGGACUGGCACAUGACAUAAUUUUCCAUAAGCAGGUGGUGUAAUUGUA
Xyrauchen texanus (razorback sucker) is the source of this 3844-nucleotide messenger RNA. Its product is annotated as inositol 1,4,5-trisphosphate receptor-interacting protein-like 2. The transcript has a single exon. Bases 197 to 1672 code for a protein of 491 amino acids. The record is from RefSeq and is a predicted model, not a curated record. Lineage: Eukaryota; Metazoa; Chordata; Actinopteri; Cypriniformes; Catostomidae.